Neopsephotus bourkii (Bourke's parrot) is the source of this 490-nucleotide messenger RNA. RefSeq names its product calnexin-like. The transcript is spliced from 3 exons. Lineage: Eukaryota; Metazoa; Chordata; Aves; Psittaciformes; Psittacidae. The annotation marks the transcript as partial. Gene Ontology annotation, biological process: protein folding. The record is from RefSeq and is a predicted model, not a curated record. Gene Ontology annotation, cellular component: endoplasmic reticulum membrane; endoplasmic reticulum. Gene Ontology annotation, molecular function: calcium ion binding.
CUGCUUUAAUAUUAAUUUAUUCAUUUUAGUACUAAAACCAGAUGAUACAUUUGAAAUUUUAAUUGACCAACUGGUUGUCAGUAAAGGAAGUCUUCUUGAAGAUAUGGUUCCUCCAGUAAACCCUCACAAAGAAAUAGACGAUCCUAGUGAUAAGAAGCCUGAUGACUGGGAUGAGAGACCAAAAAUACCUGAUCCGAAUGCUGUCAAACCAGAUGACUGGGAUGAAGAUGAGCCUUCCAAAAUAGAAGAUCCUGAUGCUGUAAAGCCUGAGGGAUGGCUUGAUGAUGAAGCACAGUAUGUUCCAGACCCUAAUGCAAAAAAACCAAAGGACUGGGAUGAAGAUAUGGAUGGGGAGUGGGAAGCCCCUCAGAUCCCUAAUCCAAAGUGUGAGGCUGCACCUGGUUGUGGCCCGUGGGUGCGUCCCAUGAAGAAUAACCCAAACUAUAAAGGGAAAUGGAAAGCACCUUUGAUAGACAAUCCAAACUAUCAG